ACGCAUUGGCGCUUAAAUCACUCGUCUCAAAAUUCGGAAUGUUUAAUUUUGACUUUUGACACUUGCGAUAAUGUAAUCAAAACGCACAGUGAUUGAUGCUACGCUUUAUUAUACCGUGCGUUUUAAGGUCUCGGAGUGUCGAACAAGUAAAUGUUUUUCCAACAAGCAAGUUAUUUGUUUCGUACGCGAGAAGAGAACACGGCAAAAUGGUUAAGUAUCUGAAUCAGUCGGAAGCCAUCAACAUCGACAAGGAUCUGUUCGAGAACUACAAGUUCAGCGUCGAUCAGCUGAUGGAACUGGCCGGACAGAGUUGCGCUGUUGCAAUUGCCAAAUCCUAUCCGCUGUCGGAAGGUUCCGCCGCUGCGAACAGGGUGCUGGUGUGUUGCGGACCGGGCAACAACGGCGGCGACGGUCUUGUCUGCGCGAGACAUCUGAAACACUUUGGAUACUCGCCGGAAAUUUACUAUCCAAAACGGCCGAGCAACGCGUUGUACGAAAGAUUGUUUCAUCAAUGCGUUGAAAAUGACAUUCCCGUGCUGGAGUGGCAACAGAUAGAGAAAGCGAGGGAUUCCACAAGUUUGCGGGAAUACAACGUCGUCGUGGACGCUCUUCUCGGAUUUAGUUUCAAACCGCCGGUCAGAGAGCCGUUCGUCCAAAUCAUUGACUUGCUGAAAACCACAACUGUUCCUAUUUGUAGCGUUGACAUACCCUCGGGCUGGCACGUAGAGAAUGGUCCGCCAGAAGAGGGUGGCAUAACGCCACAGAUGUUGGUAUCUCUGACAGCACCGAAGAUGUGCGCGACCAAGUUCAAAGGAAGAUUCCACUACCUGGGCGGACGCUUUGUGCCCAAGAAGUUGGAAUUGCAAUACAAUCUUGAAUUACCAAAAUAUCAUGGUACUGAUCUUGUUACUCAAUUGUAAUAACCGAUCCUUUCUCUCCUUAUGAGAGAAAAUACAUUCAAUGUUUUGUAUUGAUUAUAUUGUAAAAAAAAAAAAAACACAGUUAUAUUGUAU
This is a messenger RNA of Pseudomyrmex gracilis, 1013 nucleotides long. RefSeq names its product NAD(P)H-hydrate epimerase (gene Naxe). Gene Ontology annotation, cellular component: mitochondrion. Lineage: Eukaryota; Metazoa; Arthropoda; Insecta; Hymenoptera; Formicidae. Gene Ontology annotation, molecular function: NAD(P)HX epimerase activity. The transcript has a single exon. The record is from RefSeq and is a predicted model, not a curated record. The coding region runs from base 96 to 920 and encodes 274 amino acids.